GAAACCCUAGAACGGACCAGCUCUCGCCGGAGCCGCCCGGCCGGGGGCGCGGCGGAAGCGGAGCCACGGUGGCCCUCUGCGGAGGAGACCAGAUCUAGUCGGCGGGGCGAGGCCGCAAGGGAGGAGCCAAGAUGAGGAUCAUGAUCAAGGGCGGCGUGUGGAAGAACACGGAGGACGAGAUCCUCAAGGCGGCCGUCAUGAAGUACGGCAAGAACCAGUGGGCGCGCAUCUCCUCGCUGCUCGUCCGCAAGUCCGCCAAGCAGUGCAAGGCCCGCUGGUACGAGUGGCUCGACCCCUCCAUCAAGAAGACUGAGUGGACAAGGGAAGAAGAUGAGAAGCUACUCCACCUUGCUAAGCUCAUGCCUACGCAAUGGAGGACUAUUGCACCUAUUGUAGGUCGGACGCCAUCUCAGUGCCUCGAGCGUUAUGAAAAACUGCUUGAUGCUGCCUGUGCUAAGGAUGAAAAUUAUGAGCCUAAUGAUGACCCAAGAAAGUUGCGGCCUGGGGAGAUUGAUCCAAACCCUGAGUCAAAACCUGCACGUCCAGAUCCUGUUGACAUGGACGAAGAUGAAAAGGAAAUGCUUUCCGAGGCAAGGGCUCGCUUAGCUAACACCAGGGGUAAAAAGGCAAAGCGAAAGGCCAGAGAGAAACAACUUGAAGAGGCGAGACGGCUUGCAUCACUGCAGAAAAGAAGAGAACUGAAGGCAGCUGGUAUUGACAAUCGGCACAAAAAAAGAAAGAGAAAGGGAAUUGACUAUAAUGCUGAGAUCCCUUUUGAAAAGAGACCUCCUCCAGGUUUUUAUGAUACAGUGGGUGAAGACAGGCCACUUGAGAAUGUACAGUUUCCAACCACUAUUGAGGAGCUUGAAGGGAAGAGAAGAGUGGAUGUAGAGGCUCAAUUGAGAAAGCAAGACAUUGCCAGGAACAAAAUUCUGCAGAGGCAGGAUGCCCCUGCCGCAAUAAUGCAAGCAAAUAAACUCAAUGACCCAGAAGCAGUCACAAGAAGGUCCAAACUAAUGCUUCCACCACCCCAAAUUUCUGAUCAUGAAUUGGAGGAGAUCGCAAAGAUGGGUAAUGCCGGCGAUCCUGCUCUAGCUGAGGAGCUUGGUGAAGGAAGUACUGCUACUAGGACAUUGCUUGCAAGUUACUCCCAGACUCCAAGGCUUGGUAUGACACCAUUGCGAACACCGCAACGAACUCCAGGUGGGAAAGGGGAUGCUAUUAUGAUGGAAGCAGAGAAUCUUGCACGUCUAAGGGAAUCACAAACACCUCUUUUGGGAGGCGAUAACCCAGAGCUUCACCCAUCAGAUUUUUCUGGUGUUACACCACGUAAGAAGGAGAUACAAACUCCAAAUCCAAUGGCAACGCCUCUGGCUAGCCCUGGCCCUGGUGUUACCCCAAGGAUUGGCAUGACACCCUCCAGAGAUGGAAAUUCGUUUGGUUUAACUCCAAAAGGUACCCCUUUCCGGGAUGAGCUCCGCAUAAAUGAAGAGGUAGACAUGCAGGACAGUGCUCAGCUUGAGCUUCGUAGGCAAGCUGAAUUGAGAAGAGGUCUGCGAUCUGGUUUUGCUUCAAUUCCACAGCCUAAGAAUGAGUACCAGCUUGUUAUGCCACCAAUCACAGAGGAGAAGGAAGAGGCCGAAGAGAAAAUUGAAGAGGAUAUGUCAGACAGGUUAGCACGAGAGAGGGCUGAGGAACAAGCAAGGCAGGAGGCAUUGCUCAGGAAGAGAUCAAAAGUGUUGCAGAGGAGUUUGCCUAGGCCACCUGCUGCUUCUGUGGAGAUUCUCCGUCAAUCUCUGAUUAAAGGUGGAGAAAACAGAAGUACCUUUGUGCCUCCUACAUCACUUGAACAAGCUGAUGAGCUGAUAAAUGAGGAGCUCCUUAGGCUCCUUGAGCACGAUAAUGCUAAAUAUCCUCUUGAUGAACAAACUCAAAGAGAAAAAAAGAAAGGGAGUAAGCGUCAGGCAAAUGGGCCAGCUUUGGUUCCUGAAAUCGAAGGUUUCGAUGAGCAUGAACUGAAAGAGGCAAGUUCUAUGGUUGAGGAGGAGAUUCAGUAUCUUCGUGUGGCUAUGGGCCAUGAAAAUGAAUCUUUUGAGGAUUUCAUAAAGUCUCAUGAUGCAUGCCAAGAAGACCUUAUGUUUUUCCCGACGAAUAACAGCUAUGGUCUUGCCAGUGUUGCUGGAAAUGCUGAUAAGGUUUCCGCAUUGCAAAACGAGUUUGAAAUUGUGAAGAAGAGAAUGGAUGAUGAAGCAAAGAAAGCUUCUCGGCUUGAGCAGAAGAUCAAACUGCUGACACAAGGAUACCAGGCACGGGCUGCAAAAUUGGGGUCGCAGAUCCAAGACACCUUCAAGCAGAUGAACACCGCAGCAACGGAACUUGAAUGCUUCCAAGAGUUGCAGAAACAAGAACAGAUGGCUGGUGCCUAUCGUGUGAGAAAUUUGGUUGAAGAAGUGGAUAAACAGAAAGCAUUAGAACGUACUCUCCAAAGCCGCUAUGGUGAUUUCUUGUCUGGUUACCAGAGGAUCCAAGAGCAACUUGGGGAGCACAAGAGGCAACUUAAGUUACAGGAGGAAGCAAUGGAGGCAGAAAGACGUGCUAAGGAGGCAAUAGAGGCAGAAAAACGUGCUCAAGAGGAGGCAAUAGAGGCAGAAAAACGUGCUAAAGAGGAGGCAAUAGCGGCAGAGAAACGUGCUAAAGAGGAGGCAAUAGAGGCAGAGAAACGUGUUAAAGAGGAGGAGGCCGCAGUUCAAAGUCAUGCUGCCGAGGAAGAAAAUGAGAGCAAGAGUCAUAGUGUUGAUGAGGAAUCAACACAGAUGACUGUUGUUGAUGAACCUGCAGGAAGCAAAGAUGUCAAUGGGGAUCAAAUGGAUAUGGACAAUUCAGAUAAAGAACUUGUAGGCCCUAUUCCUCCGGUACCUGACACUCAAGUGGAUAACGAUGAGGCUUCAGUUCAACAGAGUGCAUCCAGUACUCAGACUGGUGACAAUGUUACAACUGAUGAUGGAGCUUGUGACAAGGUUGACUCAUCAAAAUCAGAUGGUCAGGAGAACGCAAAUAGUAGCAUGGAUGUUGAUACUGUCAGUCAGGAAGAGGGAAAGAAUGUUCUUGUGACUGGAGUUACAAGUACAGAUGUAGGAAACACUGUCGUAUCUUCAGAUCAAGCUGCCUCGAAUGAAGCGAACAAUUCUGUUCCCGAAUGAAAUAUCUUUCCAUACCUCAUCUUGGAAGGGUGCCACAGACAAGAUGAUUAAGGCGACCAAGCAAACAGAGAAUGUCAAGUGCAAAUUCUGAAGUCUGCAUGUAUUGUGGUAACAUUGUUGAUGGAAGACCAAGCUGCCAGAAGUUACCCACUAGAAGCAAACCGAGUGUUCAAAGUUGCAGACUAAAACUUUUUCCCUCAUCAUGUUGAUUUUGUCAAGUUUCGUUUGUCACUCUUGUGUUUCUUUUGGUCUGAAACAUUUUUGGAUGGUACAAUCCUGCCAUUUGCCAUUUUCAAUCCAAAAUAUGAACUUGAGAAAAGAA
Molecule: messenger RNA, 3522 nt
Organism: Lolium rigidum
Lineage: Eukaryota; Viridiplantae; Streptophyta; Magnoliopsida; Poales; Poaceae
Product: cell division cycle 5-like protein
Exons: 4
Coding region: 132-3200 (1022 amino acids)
Biological process (GO): mRNA splicing, via spliceosome
Cellular component (GO): Prp19 complex; spliceosomal complex
Source: RefSeq, a predicted model, not a curated record